CGUCGAGGAACGUAAUUGGUUCGAUGCUUUACAGCAGUACGCUGAUGUAGUGCGAAGUUUUUGUUUCCCAUCUAACAGUGCGCGUAUGCAUAUUUAUAUGUGUGAUGUGUUUAACGAGUGGUUUAUCUUGUCUUAUCAUUAAUAUUUUUGGAAAAGUUUAAAUAAUUUGUUAAACGUGUCGCAGGUGUUUAUAAAUAAAUAAUUUAAAGUUUCUUCGUGCGUAAAAUAAGUCUUUUUUUUGUGUGUGCUACUACGAAUUUGUAACGUCUUUACAUUUUAUUUAGAAAAGUUUGAACAUUUUUGCGGUGGCAUGUUCCUGAUAUCGUAUUUGUUUCAUUUUCUUCUGUGGCCGGCGGAUACAUUUGCAGUUUUACACGAAGAAAUAGUGACGUCUGUGGAGACUACUGCUGUACUAGCCGGUAUUGCCAGAUUGCCAUGUGACCUACAGACAUCGGGCCCCACCGACAAAGUGACUCUUGUGAUCUGGUACAAGGACAGCGGUAGUAAGCCAAUUUAUAGCCUGGACGCACGGGGUCAUUCCUUAGACCAGGCGACUCACUGGGCGGACGAACAGGCCCUGGGAGGACGCGCGUUCUUUCGCGUGACGGACGCCGAUCAGCCGGCAGGGACGCAUCUCGCAGUCGAGGACGUGCGUGAUACUGACGCAGGCUCGUACAGGUGCCGCGUCGAUUUCCAGGGCUCGCCCACGAGAAACUCCUUGGUCAAUCUGACCGUAAUUGUUCCGCCGAGGAAGUUGGCAAUCUUGGACGAAAACGGGACGAAUGUGCAUCAGAAGCGUGUGAUCGGGCCGUACACAGAAGGAAGUACCGUUCAGAUAACCUGCGUUGCCACCGGGGGUCGUCCGACGCCGCGUGUCACGUGGUGGCGAGACGGCAUUGAGAUCGACAACUCAGACGAGUCCUUGUCCGAACGCCGCGUUAGAAACGUUCUGCGCUUGGAGAAGCUGGAGAGACGCCAUCUCAACACUGUGUUUACGUGCAAAGCGUCCAACAAUGACGUUGUCAGCCCACUUACCUCCAACGUUACUCUUGACAUGUACCAUCGGCUGUGUCGUUAACGAGGCUUCGUGUCUACUGGGUGCCUGAGGCUUUUUUCUUAGAGAUGAGGUGACCGAACCGUGAA
Zootermopsis nevadensis is the source of this 1143-nucleotide messenger RNA. Lineage: Eukaryota; Metazoa; Arthropoda; Insecta; Blattodea; Termopsidae. The record is from RefSeq and is a predicted model, not a curated record.